Molecule: messenger RNA, 1499 nt
Organism: Aphanomyces invadans
Lineage: Eukaryota; Oomycota; Saprolegniomycetes; Saprolegniales; Verrucalvaceae
Exons: 4
Coding region: 168-1451 (427 amino acids)
Molecular function (GO): lipid binding
Source: RefSeq, a predicted model, not a curated record
AAAUUGCACGAGCAAGACGUACCCAUCGUUGUAAGGGAGUCUCGUUCGGAUGUGGGGUCGACCAGCGAUGAUUGCACAGAUUGCCCUGCCAUCUUGGUAUGGGACAAGCAAGUUGAUCGCAUGGCGCCGCCCGCAACUCACAAAGCUGUGCCACUUUUGAUAUUAGCAUGAAAUUGCCACUGCCGCCCGACGCGUUCUCGUCAGUGCCUUUGGACGCCGACAAAGUAGACGAGCUGAAGAAAAUUGCUCACAACACAGUCCAGCAAGUGCUGGACUGUGUUCGAUUGACCAACGGCCCCAUUGCGUGGACACGAGUUGCGGACGAAAAGGUCGUCCAUGUCUACUUUGGCGUCGACGCCGCAGCCCCCCCAUCUGUCACUUCCUGGCUCGGAGUGUCUGAAGUCGUUGCCACCCUGGACGAAGUUUCGGCGCUUUUGUACUCGUCGUCGACGGCCGACUACCGGAACCACCUUCGUUUGGUCUUCAACGAGGCCAUGGACGGUGUCCGUAUUGCAAACCUCGUGACUCCGACUCCUGAAAACCCUCGUCAAUUUGUCGGGGUCAACUGGGUCGUACAGAAAGCUCCAGGAAACGGCAUCUUGGUCAAGCACCGCGAUUGGUGCUACGUUGAGAGUCACCAAGACGCCGUGUUGGUGGAUGGAAGACAUGCAUGGGUACGUGCAAUGACGUCGGUGGACCUUCCAGCAUGUCCGCCGUUGCCGCCGUUUGUCCGAGGACGCAACCACCGCAGCGGGAUCGUGUUCGUGGAAACGGACCGACCCGGCACGCUACAAGUCCUGCAACUUAUGCAGUUGGACAUUUGCGGCGAUGUCUCUCGCGUGGCUAUCGUGGGAGACUACCUAACCCAACUGUGUGUGAAGAAGCGGUUCCGCACGAUGGUGGACUCGAUGGAGCGAGCGCUGAGGAGCUAUCGGAUGGGCCAGAGCGGCCAAUUUGCUCCAGACGUAGCCAUCCUCACCAGCAACUCCACGCCAACUCACUGUCGGUUGUGCACCAAGAAGUUUGGGAUUAUGACGAAAGCGUCCAAGUGCCGAAAAUGCGCCCAGGUCGUUUGCAGGCACGAAACUUGCAGUGCCUGCUGGGACGUCAAAGUCGAUGGCGAGCUCGGAUCCCACCGAAUUUGCACUGUCUGUUGGCUAGCUGCGUCCCGCCAAACCAGUCGCGCAAUUGUGCCGUCCCAGCACCAAAAAACGCAAGGAGGCAGCUCGUGGGAGUCCCGAUCGAGGGAUGUCCCAUGGAUGAUCGAUGGCGGCAGUAGUUUCUCACACAAAGUCGUGGACCCAAUCAUACUCGGUGGCUCCGACGAUGACGAUAUCGAGAGCAACUUGGACACUUGCCCGUCCACGGUCCUCUUUGAUUCGUCCAUCAUGGGCGCGAUGCCGCAAACGUCGUCAACUGUCCAGCUCGUGGACAGCGCGACUCAUUCUUAACACGAACUCUAUCCUAAUGAAUUUGUUGUCGCCCCUGCGCUUUCCCAU